This is a messenger RNA of Phoenix dactylifera (date palm), 1224 nucleotides long. Its product is annotated as transcription factor MYB63-like. Lineage: Eukaryota; Viridiplantae; Streptophyta; Magnoliopsida; Arecales; Arecaceae. The record is from RefSeq and is a predicted model, not a curated record.
ACCAAGAGAGAGAGAUCUAGAGAGGGAUGGGGCGAGGGCCGUGCUGCGAGAAGGUCGGGCUGAAGAAGAGGCCAUGGACGCCCGCAGAAGACAUGAAGCUCACAGACUACAUCCAGAAGCAUCGUCUCGAGAAUUGGCAUGCUAUCCCCAAACUAGCUGGUUUACUUCGAUGCGGGAAGAGCUGCCGCCUAAGGUGGAUUAAUUACCUUCGGCCUGAUAUAAAGCGAGGCAACUUCACGCAAGAGGAAGAGGCGACCAUCAUCAAACUUCAGGAGUUGAUGGGGAACAAAUGGUCUAAAAUCGCCUCAUGCCUCCCUGGGAGGACCGACAACGAGAUCAAGAAUGUGUGGAAUACACACUUGAAGAAGAGACUGGCACCAAAAGAAUCCAGUCCUUCAAGCAACAAGACUAAAGACCCAAAUCCAAGCUCGCCCUCCAAAUCCAGCAUUUCAUAUGUCAAUGAUGAUAAUAUAAAAAAUUUAGAAAAGAACAACUCGUUGAAGGUGGAAUCCAGUCGAGAUUUGGCGAACUUAAUGACUGAAAUCUUCAUGGAACCAGAUCAAUGCAACAUGCGAAUAGAAGGACAUGAACCUUCAGUGGAUGACUGUAGAGAGUCUUCAAGCAUCUCUUCAUUGGAAUCACACAUAACAUCCUGUGAGGGCAAGAACAACCAGGAUUGCUUAAUCCAAGUACCUGAAAUCCCCAUCGAUUCAGAAAUUUGGAGCAUGGUAGAUGAUGAUUCCUGCUUCCUUACUCCUGAGGUGGGUCCAGUGGUGGAAGAUGGAGCUCACAACAAUGCAACAAGCUCUAUAGGAGAUUCAAAAGGGGAGGGUGAGACCAAGGGAUGGUUGGGUUGCUUGGAGGAAGAGAUUGACUUGUGGGGAACAAUGGAUGCCAAUGCGGUCAAGCAACUUGGUCCAUGGGGAUGUCAUGGUGGGGUCGUGGAGGAGUUUGAUCCGGUCUCGCUGUUAUUGUCGAAAGAGACCCUGCCUACGUUUUGCCACGAAUCUUGUGCGUCAGGUCCGUCAAUGCGAUGACAUCAGCUGUAGAUUGGUUGCAAAAGCUGUAUGGUGAUCAAAACUAUACCCAACUUUUGCACGAGUCAAUGUUGUAGGUAACAUAUUCGCUCGAAUCAAUUAUAACCAUCAUAUUGAGUAUCUUGUCAUAGUGGUAUCGUCAUCCUAUCGUCAUCGUUGCAUCAACAAUAAUAUCAUCAUCUCUCUC